This is a messenger RNA of Vitrella brassicaformis, 6049 nucleotides long. The record is from the annotation of a GenBank genome assembly. Lineage: Eukaryota; Vitrellaceae.
CUGUCUGUGUCUCUUAUUCAUACAAACCCCCACUUUGUAGCCAUACCACACCAUACAUACCAUGGACCCCCUACCCUGCCCCCCGCCCCCAAAAAUCACUCACUCCCCUGCUCCAAACUUACACGCUUCCAUUAUCCACCCACCCAUCCAUCCAUCGAAUGAAUCACCUCCUGCCGCCCCCGCCCCCACCAGCAUACGACGACCGCCAUGGCGGUCCACCCCCUCUGCCACCCCUCUCCCUCUCUCGAUCUCGAUCUCGUUCGUCGUAUGGGUCAUAUCUGGGCCGCCCUCGGUCGUGGCGUGAAGGGCCGUAGUCGCGGCUGUCUCGGGAGUACGACCGGUCAUCAUACCCUCGGCCUCGCUCGCGGUCAUACUGCACAUACACACACAUGGCGAAUGGUGAUGGUGACGGGAGGGGGAGAUUGAGGGAGGAAGGGGGCCUCUUACCGAUGGUGGUCUGUAAGGUGGUGGGCCGCCUUGUGGGGGCACGUUGAAGCCCGCAAACAUGCCUGGCUGCUGCUGUCCGCCGAACAAAGGAGGCCCCAUGCCGGGCUGCCCGUACAGACGAUCAUGCGUGCUGCCGCCGCCCACUGUUACACACACACAGAGAGAGAUACACAGACAGAUGUCGGCGUAUCGGUGGGUGGUGGGCGAUUACUCUGCAUGGUCUGCCAGGGGUGUUGUGUAGGCACAGGUGGUCGCAUGAGCGGCGGGCCACCACCGCCCAUCAUAUCCAUGCCCAUGCCGCCAGGGACCAUCAUCGGCGGCCCGCGAACGGGGAACAUUGGAAGGCACCCUGCAGACAGACAGACAUACACGCAGCGCACAGACACACGGACAUCCCACAUGUGUAUAUGGCGUGUCCUCUUCCCUCCCACCACACACACACACACACACACGCACCGUAGUAGUGGCCAGGGUCGGUCUGCCUCCUGUCCGGCCCGUUCUGGUAGCCUCUCCGCCCCUCAUAUGACCGGUCGCGGUCACCAUAUCCCCGGCCGCCUCGGUCGCCGCGGUUGAAGCUGCCCCGAUGAUCUCGAUCGUAUGACUGGCGGCCGAGUCCGAGGGUGUUGCGGAUCAUGCGCUUGGCCACCUCUCCUUGGAAGCCCUUCAUGCGGCUCUCAUCCUGCACACACAUGGACAGAGGGAAUGAGAGAGAGAGAAUGGAUGGAUGGAUGGAUGGAUGGAUCAUGUGUGUGUGUGGGGUGGGAGGGAGGGGGGCGACGUACAUCCAUCUCUUGCUCCUCGACGAUGGACGGUUCUGGGUCUGCGGACGGCAGGAGGCGACAGAGAUGCCGCGGUGGGGAGGGGAGGCAGAGGUAGAUGGCCGACGCACACUCGGACACCAAGUCGGGCUCACCCUCUGCACCAUACCAAGGGAGCAGCGGACACACACGUCACAUGGCUGUGUCUCUGAUGUGUGUGUGCCGGAGUGUCCCUGUGUUCUGCGCUUGCCAAUGGGGGACUUGAACGGCUGCGAUGGCAAUGCAGCUGUUGGGUGGCGCGUCACGCGACCACCGAGGCCGUCACUCAAAGACAGCUGAGUGACCACACACAGCGCCCGAGACACACAUGAGUGCCGUUCGAGGGAUGGAUGACCCACACACGACACGACCGCUUCCGCUCACCGUGAUGUUUUCGACGAUCUUCUCAGGGUCCUCUGCAAGGUUCACGCCACGCAGCUGAUGACAACAGACGACACACAUCCACACAAUCCGCCACAUGCCGGCCAACCCCACACCCCCAUCUCACUCUGCUCAGUACCUGUGUGGCGAGUGCGUGUUGACAGUGGACGAAGAUGUAUUCCUUGCCGGGGGCGUUCCGCUGCCUCUCGAUGUCCGUCAGCUGGCCGUGGAGUGGGGCGAGGGAGGCCAGCAGCCGCGCCUCGUCGAUAAAGGGCAGCAUGGCCACCCACUGCCAGCGAAACCUGAUGGAUGGAUGGAUGGAUUCAUGUGUGUGUGUGUGCGUAUGUAUGUAUGUAUGUGUGGGUGGGAGGGAGGGAGGGAGGAGCGGUUGGAACCUACCUUUUGCCGUCGGGGUCUUCCUUGAACUUGGUGGGGUAGAAGUCGAUGAGGGGCGAGGAGGGCUCACGCAUCAGACGGGUGUAGCACCUGAUUGAUGGAUGUAGUGAUGGGCAUAUCCUUUUGUGUGUGUGUGUGUGUGUGUGUUGCGAUGCACCACCUACUCGGGUAGGCAGUGGCCGGACUUGGCCGGCAGGACGGCCAUCAGCUGCUGGAAGGGCGAGAAGGGCUCACCCAACGAAUCAGCUGCGAAUGCACUCUGACGACACACACAACACACGCAUCGAAAACGCAUUCACAACACUCGCCCUCUCCCUCUCCCUCUCGCUCUCAUUGUGUGUGUGAGCGUGCCUUGAUUUCGUUCGGCCACUGGUCGAGCUUGGCGAGGUCGCUUGCGAAGGGUGCGUAGUGGAAGGGGAAGAACCACCGCCAGCUGGAGCAGCCCUGGUAGUAGUACUUCAUGACCCACACCAGCCCUUGAGCGUACUUCUGACACACACGCGUGGCGAACUCCUCCAGAUCUGCACCACACACACACACACAGGGAGGGAGAGGGAGGGAGGGAGGGUGGGUGGAGCACCCAGACAGACCACAUGGCCGGCCCGUGGGCAUAGCAUACCGUCUUCCUCUUCGAUGUGGAAUUUCCGGCGGUAGUAUCGCUCGCGAUAGUCCUCCUUGCGACCCACACCAAGCUGCACCGGGUCAUCCUACACACACACACGGAGAAAGAGGGAGGGAGAGAAUCGUGUGUGUUGGGUGGGCAGAUAGAUGGCUGGCCGGGACAUCUACCGACCGGUUCGGCCACUUCGUUGUUGGCUUUGAUCUGCUCCUUGAGUGUCUGCUUGAACUCGUCAUAAUCGACCUGAAGCUUCGGCUUGUCAUAAUCCACCUUGCGCUUCCCCUGACACACAACACAACCAACAAAUCAACCAACGGUGUGCGUGGUGUGGAUGCCCUCUCUCUCUCUCUCUGUGUGUGUGUGUGUGUGAGUGUGUGUGUGUAGAAGGCUUCACGUACCCCCUCCUCGUCGGUGCGGAUGCGUUUGGGUGGCGGCUGGUCGUCGCCCGUGAGCAUGACGAGACUCCUGCCCUUCCCCGUCCGGCUGUAGCUCACGCCCUCCCCCGUCUCGCGCACCGUCAAUGUCAACGCGCUCUCACCGACGACACCCGGCCCCUCAUUGGGCGCGGCGACAGGCGUCACGCUAGCAGCAGCAGCAGGUGGUGCUGGUGCUGGUGCUGGAGGGGCUGCUGAAGGUCCAGACCUGCAGCAGACAGAGAGGUCCAUUCAUGUGGAUUGCCCAGCCUUCCUUCGCACACGCACCCGUUCUCCGGGCCAUUCUCGUUAUUUCCGUUGUCCAUGUCGGCAUCUUUGGCAUCGCUGGCAUCCUCAUUGUCGCCGCCCCCACCAGCAGCCGCAGCCAUGAGCCUUUCCUUCAGACGUCUGGCCGCCUCCUCAUUGGGGUUGUUGGCCAUGGGGGCUGCCGGUGGUGGUGGUGGUGCUGGUGGAGGGAUGGGUUUGGUGGCUGGGAAGAGGGGCUCGUUCUUUGAAGGCUUGACGACCACCUGGCGAGUGGCCUCCUGGUCGCGCAGGGCCGCCUCGCGACGCUGACGAUCUCGCUCCUGCAACACACACACCAACAGAGAGAGAGAGAGCGAGAGAGAGAUGGAUGCACGUGUGUGGGUGUAGGUGUGGGAGGGGUGGUGGGGUGGGGCUGCGUACCUUCUUGAUGAGGUCUCUGUGGAAGAUUUCGUCUUCAACGCGUCCGAGGUAUGUGACGAACUGUGCGACCUGCGGGAUGUUGACCUCUCCCUCGUUGGUAAGGUAGUCUCCCAACACCGGCAGCACCUACACACACACACACACACACCACAUGUGUGUGCCCCGCGGGGAUGCGAUCGAUGCCUCCGCACUCAACUCACUCACCUGCAUGUAUAGGUCGACUGCACACACACGAGACAGAGAAGGAAGAGGACAGAAACACGUGUGUGUUGUGUCCUCUCAUCGGGUGCGUGCCCGUCAUUGAUUCGUUCCCCAACUCCCUCACCCAUCUGGUCGAUGCUGCCCUUGUGGAUGGAGAGCGACGGCAGGUGCGGGAGGAAGUCGUUCCCGACGAAGAAACACAUGAACACAAAGUCGUCGAUGCACCGCUCCAAGUCGUACGCAAAGGGCAGCUGCCGCGGCUGCUCCCCCGUGCCCGCCUUGGCACGCGCCUCGCGCUUCUAAAGCCCCCCACACACACAGAGAGACAGAGAGACAGAGAAAGAUGACCACAGACACGUGAAGCGCACGGUGUCUGUCGAGGGACAGCGUACGUGGAAGUCGAGCUCGAAGCUGAGGUAGUCUCUGAGGACGGGGAUGCGGAGGAUCUGGAAGGGCUUCCACGUCAUGGCCUUCUUCUCCGCCUCGUCGGCCUCGUCAGCACCCACACCCUGGCCCGACUGACCCUGAGAGAGAGGGGGUUUGGAUGUGUCAGGAGUGAAGACGAUCUCGCGUAUGAUGAAGAAGUGGGCCUCGUGUGUGGCCAGGCCCAGCAUGAUCAGAUCCGCAUCGGCACCGUACAAACAGUGACGCAAAUUAGCGUCAUACCUGCACAGCACACCCAUAAGAGGACCACACACACGCGUGUGUUUGGAUCUCUCUCUCUCUCUCUGUGUGUGUGUGUGUGUUGUGUACCCAGGCUGCGAUCUCUGCGCCCGUAUGAAUGCCAUGAUUUUGUGUUCGCCCUCCCCCGGGCUGUUGGCGUCGGAGAGGAUGACCUUGAUGCCCUUCCACGCCGGGUUGCUGAUCAUGCGAUCGUGGAUGUAGUAGCUUAGGGGCACACACAACAAAACAAACACAGUGCGACAGACACGAUGAGAUGAAUGUGCAGGGCAGGUGUUGUGUUGUGUGUGGGCGUGUGGUUGGCUACUUACUGGAGAGCGAUUGAGAGCCGGUGCAUGAAGGGUGUGCCGGGGGUGAUGACGUUGCUGUCCCAGUGCUCCUUCGGAGGCGGGAUCUCGCGACCAUCUGACCGACCGACCGGUCAUACAAUCACAAUCACACCAUCCGUCCAUCCAUGUGUGUCCGCACCGCGUGUGCGCAUCUCGCGCGUGUGUGUUGUGUGCGGGUGCGGUGCAUACGUACCCUUUUCGAACUGUUCCUUGAGCAGGGUGUACUGCUCCUCCUGUAUCUGGGCCUCCUGUGCGGCCUUGAACCGACGCGACCGCUGCUGAUUCAUCUUGGCACGGGGCGCCACGCCAUCUGCCCACACGUGUGGGUGUCCAUCCGUCGUGUCUGGCUGGCUGGCUGGCUGUCUGUCUGUAUACCCUACCGAUGGCCAUGUAGAGCAGCUUCCGCGGCCGGAUGAUCGAAAACAGCCUGAGAUGAGGAGGGCGGCAGGGGGAAAGGAGGACCAGCCAGCCAGUGAUGAGUGUGCCACCCUUCUGAAGUGCCCCACACCACUGACUCCACUCACUUGUCAAUGUAGUGGAACACGUUGAGGAACAUGUGGUCCUCUGACUCAGGCGUCGGCUGCACACACACACACACACACACACACAGCACAGUGGACACGCCACAUGUGUCACCCACCGUCUCGUUCUCUCUGCUCUGUGUGUGUCUGAUCUGACCGAGUCCUCUGGGUGGCAGCAAGGGUGGAUGAUGCCGUUCAUGUCGAGAUACAGACAGUCGAACUCGCCAUUGGGGUUGGGCUGCCGGUCAUCCACUGGGAUCACCGUGCCGUCGAUGGACACACCUAAACACCACACCCACAGGCAGGCAGCAGCCAGAUCAGAUCGGCACACAGGAUGAAAACAAACAGAUUGUCUGCGUGGCAUAUAUUUGUGUGUAUGUGUAUGUGCAGUGCAGUGCACCUGAGUUGGGUUCCUGGGCGUCGACGACUAUCUUUGGAAAGCGGACGCACAGCCACUUGAAGAACGUCGGAACUCCCAUGGCGCCACAACGCUACUCACUGAAACAACAAGCUAGCGACAAUCGCAGUCACCACAUCGGGGCAGAAAAACCAUCCUCACUCCCUUCUGCCCUUCCCC